Molecule: messenger RNA, 450 nt
Organism: Paracoccidioides lutzii Pb01
Exons: 2
Coding region: 1-450 (149 amino acids)
Source: RefSeq, a predicted model, not a curated record
AUGAAGGAGACACUUAUAGCAAGGGACGAAGAUGGCGACGGAUGGAUGAUUAGGGGUCCGGGUUCAUUUAUAAUGGAAAUAAACCUGGUUAAUAUCCGGGGCUAUUUCCUAGAGGCUUAUAUUCACCACGGUGACCGUGCAAAAUGGGCUGGGAAAAGAUUCAAUGUUGCUCGAAACGUUCCGCCUGAUGAGUCGAGUUUCUCAGGGAGCACAGCAUAUCAUCAAAGGCCUGACGCGGUGAUGGUUGGCUGUUUUGCCUUUGGAGAGGAAAACAAACAUAAUGUCAAUAUAGGGAGGGAGGCCGGAGCAGAGUCGGUGCCAUCUGCAUACGCGUCCAGCGCAAGGCGCAUGCCACGUCUAAAACCGUUGCAUGCUCCGACUGACACUCACACAAGAACAAGACCGACGCCUGGUGGUUUGACCAAACAUGCUGCCCAUUCCGUCGUGUGA